Malassezia japonica is the source of this 984-nucleotide messenger RNA. RefSeq names its product Delta(7)-sterol 5(6)-desaturase (gene ERG3). The record is from RefSeq and is a predicted model, not a curated record. The transcript has a single exon. Bases 1 to 984 code for a protein of 327 amino acids. Gene Ontology annotation, biological process: sterol biosynthetic process. Gene Ontology annotation, molecular function: C-5 sterol desaturase activity; iron ion binding. Gene Ontology annotation, cellular component: membrane. NCBI's taxonomy places the organism in Eukaryota, Fungi, Basidiomycota, Malasseziomycetes, Malasseziales, Malasseziaceae.
AUGGACCUGGUGCUGAACAUUGCGGAUGAGUAUGUCCUCGACUGGGUGUGGGCGCGCGCUCUGCCUGCGUCGCGCUUCUCGUCGGCGUGUGCUGCGCCCACCUCGAUGCUGAACAAGACGGCCCACGAUCUGCACCAGAUUGCCGAGGCCUGUGGCGUGUCUGGCAAGCCUGUGUCGUGGCUGCCGCGCGACAAUAUCGUGCGCCAGACGAUCUCGCUGUAUGUGAUCACCUAUAUCGGCAUCCUCCUCAUGUACUUCUCCAUGGCCUUCCUUUCCUACCAAUUCCUCUUUAACAAGGAGCUCAUGAAGCAUCCGCGCUUCCUCAAGAACCAAAUCUCGCUCGAGAUCCAGUCGUCGCUGCGCGCCUUCCCUUGGCUCGACCUGAUGACCGUGCCGUGGUUUGUGGCGGAGGUGCGUGGCUACUCGCGCGUGUACGAGCGCUACGACGAGUACGGCAUCUGGUACCUGUUUUUCAGCGUGCCCUUCUUCCUUGUCUUUACCGACGCGUGCAUCUACUGGAUCCACCGCAUCGAGCACCACCCUUCCAUCUACAAGUACGUGCACAAGCCGCACCACAAGUGGAUCGUCCCGACGCCGUUUGCUUCGCACGCGUUCCACCCGGUGGACGGCUACGCACAGAGCCUGCCCUACCACAUCUUCCCGGUGCUCUUUCCCCUGCACAAGCUGCUCUUCCUCGGCCUCUUCGGCUUUGUGAACCUGUGGAGCAUCAUGAUCCACGACUCGGACAUGAUCACGGGCACAGGCCUGGAGAAGAUCAUCAACGGACCUGCGCACCACACGCUGCACCACCUGUACUUUACUUGCAACUACGGCCAGUACUUCACGACGUGCGACCGCCUGGGCAAGAGCUUCCGCGAGCCGCUCCCGGAAGACGACCCGCUCCUUGCGGCGCGUGCCGAGGGCAAGAUCGACCACGCGCAGGCGGUUGUUGAGUCCAAGAUUACGCAUGCCAAGGCCGAGUAA